UGGUUAUGUUACUUGAUUGUUAAAGAUCAAGAAAACCAAAAUAUAUAAAAGUUUUAUAAAGUAAAAAUAUAAGAUUUGAUAAAUUGAAAUCCGGUAAUUAAUUAAAUUAAUAAUGAGUUCAUCAUCCUGGUUUCUUUCGCGCAGUGGCCGUAAAUUUGCAACCGGUGCUGCGGUAGUUGUAUCAUGUGGAUUAUUUUCUGCACAAUUUUUUCCACAUACUAUUUUUUUAGAAAAUUAUUAUAAAUUAGUAGCAAUGCGUAGAUUAGAUGAUCCAAUGCCUCUGACAUCGCACCUUGAGAAGCUUUGGAACCAAGUACUAGACGAUUUGAAUGUCAGCGCGUUCCACAGAACAAUUUUGCGCCCAUUCAUGGUCUUCGGAUACGAGCCCUGGCAUGCUGGGAGUCAAAGAUCUAGAUUCGGAGCAAUGAUCGGUAUACCAACGAAUUUUGUAUACGACAAAGUAUCAUCAAUAGACAAGGAUGCCAUCGUUGUCAACAAUGAGCCAGUAGACUGGUUCCGUCCCGACGCAAAGCAACUCCUUGACUCCUUGAUCCUAUCAGAUGACGCCAAGAAGUACGCGAUCGGCCGGGAAAUAAUCAUGACCGACAAUAAAUUUAUUUACACUGAAUCGAUAGCACUCGCUGCAAUAUCAGCGGCUUAUUACGCGACGACAUUCAAGAUCAAUGAGACACUAGGCAUGCUAAAGAGAUCUCGAUUCCGAAGAUUUGUUGUGUACUCUAUCGUGGGCGCUUUCUACUGGGGCCUCUGGGCCAUGCAAAGAGACGCGCUGACGCGACACUUCGAGUACACUUCUGAUAAAAAACUUUCUGAAAUAAACGAAAAUUACGUGAAAGGUGGACUGGAAUUCUACAACAAAACUUUGCAGCGUAACAUGGCGCUGAGAAGUUUACUCGGUGACAAAGGUAAUAAAGUUUACACUCUCAAGGGCAAUGAAAACUCAUUUUUCCGAGAGAAACAUUUACCUAACACUCAGAGAAAAUAUUUCUUUGAAGAUAUUUGUAAAAAAUUCGAAUCACAUGUUGAUAAUCUUUAGAUUUAU
Messenger RNA from Microplitis demolitor, 1060 nucleotides. RefSeq names its product transmembrane protein 177. The record is from RefSeq and is a predicted model, not a curated record. NCBI's taxonomy places the organism in Eukaryota, Metazoa, Arthropoda, Insecta, Hymenoptera, Braconidae. The coding region runs from base 113 to 1054 and encodes 313 amino acids. The transcript is spliced from 2 exons.